Molecule: messenger RNA, 285 nt
Organism: Echinococcus granulosus
Lineage: Eukaryota; Metazoa; Platyhelminthes; Cestoda; Cyclophyllidea; Taeniidae
Exons: 2
Coding region: 1-285 (94 amino acids)
Source: RefSeq, a predicted model, not a curated record
AUGCAGAACAACUUGAUCGCCUGUGUGAUCGUCGUCUUCCUCUGCAUCAUCUCCUCCACCAUUGUGGGCGCCAUCAGCGUCCUCGCUCGCAUGGUGCCCGCAACCAUGGUCAACGCCUACCUCUACCUCACCGCCUGCAAGUUCACCCCAUCAGUUGUUACUCGACUCUGUCACUUUGCCGGUUUUGACAGCUUCAUUACCAUUGUCACAGAGACGCAUUAUAGGCAUCUCACUCUGCACACACUCCUUCUCUUCUGUUCUUCUUCCUUUUGCAAUGAGGCCUAA